This is a messenger RNA of Malania oleifera, 2208 nucleotides long. Its product is annotated as ribosome biogenesis protein WDR12 homolog. The transcript has 15 exons. NCBI's taxonomy places the organism in Eukaryota, Viridiplantae, Streptophyta, Magnoliopsida, Santalales, Ximeniaceae. The coding region runs from base 388 to 1698 and encodes 436 amino acids. The record is from RefSeq and is a predicted model, not a curated record. Gene Ontology annotation, biological process: ribosome biogenesis. Gene Ontology annotation, molecular function: protein binding. Gene Ontology annotation, cellular component: preribosome, large subunit precursor.
AAGACUGAAACCCAAUAACCAGUUUAGGGUGCCUCGUAACUUCGUAAGUUUCUAUUUUGCAGCGUCGAACUCCCGCCGCCGCAGCGAGGAACCACCCAGCACGCCGUGACAGCAGCGCCCCCGGCAAACCAGAGGAUAGCGUCUUGCGACCAUUGCCGCCGGCAGUCGCUGUGAGCCCGUGAAGGGCCUGCGGGCGCUGCUAUUGCACUCGUCGGAGCUGGCAGUGCUGCUCAGCUGCUGCUUAUUGCUCGCCUGGAGAGGCAGUGGUGAGCAGUUGGAGGCGGAGCAGCCUGACUACUUUACUGGCCUCACCUCCGUCGUCGAUUUCGAACUCGUAGGCCCCCUCUCUGGUUCUUCGUCAAUCGAAUUCGCCACCCUAAAUCAGAUAUGGAUAUUGACGGAGAUGGCGAAGAGAUGUCGAGGCGAGUACAGGUGCGGUUUGUCACAAAACUGCAGUCUCCGCUGAAGGUGCCCUCGGCUUCCAUUGCCAUACCAUCUAACCUUACCAGGAUGGGUCUCUCUGCUGUCGUCAACAAUCUUCUCAAAGCUGGAAAUCCUGAUUGGUCGGUUGAACCCUUUGAUUUUUUGAUUGAUGGGGAGCUUGUGCGGAUGUCGCUUGAACAGUUUCUUCUUGCCAAGGGCAUUUCGGCGGAAAAGAUAUUAGAAAUUGAAUACGUAAAGGCAGUGGCCCCGCGAAAACAUGAAGAUCCUUCACUACAUGACGAUUGGGUUGCUGCAGUUGAUGGUUCUAUACCUGGGUUCAUCCUGACGGGUUGUUAUGAUGGUUUGGGAAGGAUGUGGAAAACAGGUAGAUUGUGCACACAUUUAUUAGAGGGACACAGUGAUGGAAUUAUGUCUGUUAGCAUCAUCAAUCCAAAAGAAAAUCUUACCAAUUUACGAAUUGCAACUGCUUCAAAAGAUCGGACACUCAGGCUGUGGAAGUUGAAUGUGGAGGAAAGCCUGAAUCAACCUAUGAAAGUUAGAGCAUUUAAAAUUCUGCGGGGCCAUAAUGCUGCUGUACAAAGUGUUGCUGCACAACCUUCUGGAGAUAUGGUAUGUUCAGGUUCUUGGGACUGUACUAUCAAUUUGUGGCGGACAAAUGAGUUUGAGUCAGAAGGUGAUCUGGUGUCAAUUAAGAAGAGAAAGGUCAAUGAUAAAGUUGAGGAAUCUCAGUCAGAGGGGGAGGCUGUGUCAACACUUGUUGGCCAUACACAGUGCGUGUCCUCUGUGGUUUGGCCUCAACAUGCAACAAUUUUUUCUACUUCAUGGGAUCAUUCUAUUAGAAGAUGGGAUGUUGAAACUGGCAAAGACUCUAUGAACAUUUUCUGUGGGAAAGCUAUCAACUGCUUAGAUAUUGGAGGAGAAGGUUCUGCUCUCGUUGCUGCUGGCAGUUCUGAUCCUAUUCUUAGGAUAUGGGAUCCUCGCAAACCAGGUACUUUGGCUCCUGUCUAUCAAUUCUCUUCUCAUACUUCUUGGAUUUCGGCUUGCAAGUGGCACAAUAAGUCAUGGUUUCAUUUGCUUUCUGCAUCUUAUGACGGAAAAGUUAUGUUAUGGGAUCUAAGAACUGCGUGGCCUCUAGCUGUCAUUGAUUCACACAAAGAUAAGGUUCUAUGUGCUGACUGGUGGAAAGGAGACAGUGUGAUCAGUGGCGGGGCGGACUCAAAACUUUGCAUCUCCUCUGAAAUUCCUGUGCAGUGAGGUGGUUUUAUGGCUCAUUUUCAAUCGCUGAAACUUUUUGAAGCUUAUUAUACCAUUAAUGCAUGGGUAAAAAGAUACAAGAUGGAGCACACUGCUUCCUGCAAUGAAUUGGAAGGUUUGAGCAAUCUGCUCUUUGUCAAGUGAGGGCUGAAUUGGAGGAUUUUGGUGUGAGUUUUCCUUUCAAACAGCUCUUCUAUUCAAGCAAGAGUCGGUUUACCCUCUCUCUCUCUCUCUCUCUCUCUCUGAGAGGAGUGAUUUUGUUGGUAGGACUUCAAAAUUUGUAUUUAUACAGACAUGCCUUAUGGUUUGUUGUUUUGAGGUAUGUAGUAGGUAGAGGCUGAAGAGGGAAGCAAAGGAAAAUUAAGAACUAAACUUUGUGAUAUUCCAUCUUACUUUAUUUGGUUUUCCCUGGUUAUAUAUUUCCUUUUUUUUUUUUUAAAUCUUUCCAUUAAAUCUAGAGCUGUAACUGACACUACUUUCAGAAAUAUAUGAGGAGUUCAAAUAUCUAAA